Molecule: messenger RNA, 546 nt
Organism: Quercus lobata
Lineage: Eukaryota; Viridiplantae; Streptophyta; Magnoliopsida; Fagales; Fagaceae
Exons: 1
Coding region: 1-546 (181 amino acids)
Source: RefSeq, a predicted model, not a curated record
AUGGAUCUUCCACCCCCUCAAGUCUUUCUUGAAUAUCUCAGGGUUUCCAACUUUGAAGUGUUGGAUUCGCAAUUGGUUGCUGAAUGGGUAGCCGGAUUACUACUUUACCAACACGUACAUAACCCGAACCCGACCCCGAACUCUAACUAUGGCCCACUUAUGUCGAAUAUUCCACUCUUCGAACGUAUUGAAGCUUUUAUUUCAUACGAAGAUCACGUUCUUGCCGUGAACUCAAGUAAUAUAAUGCCACAGUGGGGAAGGCAUGGUAUAUCGACCAUUAGCGUCAAAUUUUCCACAAAGGAUUUGGAAGAGGAUCAAAGGGAGGUAAAGGAUUGGGUCUUGGAGGAUAUCAGGAAAGAUAGAGAGAAUGGGGUAGUGAUUUUUGGCAUGGAGAUAGUCGUAUGGACUCGAGGAUACAAGAGGUCCUUUUGGGCUCGUUGUCCUAAUCUCAAAGUUGAUUUUAAUCAGCCAGAGUGGGAGGCUGCUUGGCCCAGACGUUGCCAUGUUUCUAAAUGGUACCAUCCUUUAAAUACAUUGUAUAGAUAG